Molecule: messenger RNA, 1261 nt
Organism: Jatropha curcas
Lineage: Eukaryota; Viridiplantae; Streptophyta; Magnoliopsida; Malpighiales; Euphorbiaceae
Biological process (GO): regulation of DNA-templated transcription
Molecular function (GO): DNA binding; DNA-binding transcription factor activity
Source: RefSeq, a predicted model, not a curated record
AUGGCAAGUGGAAAUUCAGAGGCAGGAAAACGCAAUGCACUGUGUUUGGUAGAAAGUGAAGGAAUAGAAACAAAGUGUGUUAAGAGACGGAGAAGAGAUGUUUCAGUAGCUGCUUUGAGCUCGAAUGAUCAAGAAAAAGGUAACCAAAAUAUUCAAACUUCUAGUACUGCAACUGCUACGACUGUGAAGAGAAGUUCAAGAUUUCGUGGAGUUAGUAGACACAGAUGGACUGGACGAUAUGAAGCUCAUUUAUGGGAUAAAGGUUCUUGGAAUGCAACACAGAGAAAGAAGGGAAAACAAGUAUAUCUUGGAGCUUAUGAUGAAGAAGAAUCUGCUGCUAGAGCAUAUGAUUUAGCAGCUCUCAAGUACUGGGGAAGAUCAACUUUUACAAAUUUUCCGGUAUCUGACUAUGAGAAAGAAAUUGAAAUUAUGAAAAAUGUAACGAAAGAGGAGUACUUGGCAAGUUUAAGAAGAAGAAGCAGUGGUUUCUCAAGAGGUGUAUCCAAGUACAGAGGAGUUGCAAGGCACCAUCACAAUGGAAGAUGGGAAGCAAGAAUAGGAAGAGUGUUUGGAAACAAGUAUCUCUACCUAGGCACUUACAGUACUCAAGAGGAAGCUGCACAUGCCUAUGACAUUGCAGCCAUUGAAUAUAGAGGCAUAAAUGCAGUGACCAACUUUGAUUUGAGCACAUACAUUAGAUGGCUAAGACCAGGAGCUCACUCUUCUGCAAAUGCAAUAGUCCAAGAACCCAAGUCUACUAUAGACUCUUUAACAAUUCCAACCUUCUCUAACCAUAUCAAUCCAACUGACAAAAUAAUCCAACAACAGCUACCACUUUUUCAGUCUAAUAACAGUCCUUAUUCUAUGGAAGAAUUAAACGGAACUUUUAAAGAAUCAGAUAUUUUUAAAACAAAUACACCCAUUACAAUUAGUCCUUGUACUGUAUCAUCAGCACCUUCUUCUUCUUCUUCUUCUCCAACUGCACUUAGUCUCCUGCUUAAAUCUUCCAUGUUUAAAGAGCUUGUGGAGAAAAACUUGAAUUCGGCAGCGGAUUUUGAUGAUAAUGAGGAAAAAGUAUUUUCAGAAAAUAGAGAAAUAAUCUAUAAUGGAACGAGUCAGAUUCCAUAUAUGUACCCUUCAAACGGGGAUGCAUUGCCUGGUUUAGAGUCCCAAGAAGAGAAUACAUUGCCUUUGUAUAAUAGAACAGGGCAGUCAAUGAUCUAGAAUGGCCACCACUCAAGCAUGCUUUUUUUUUUUUUUU